This is a messenger RNA of Fomitopsis serialis, 1617 nucleotides long. RefSeq lists its product as uncharacterized. Gene Ontology annotation, cellular component: U4 snRNP; U4/U6 x U5 tri-snRNP complex; precatalytic spliceosome. Bases 1 to 1617 code for a protein of 538 amino acids. Gene Ontology annotation, biological process: spliceosomal tri-snRNP complex assembly; mRNA splicing, via spliceosome. NCBI's taxonomy places the organism in Eukaryota, Fungi, Basidiomycota, Agaricomycetes, Polyporales, Fomitopsidaceae. The transcript has 9 exons. The record is from RefSeq and is a predicted model, not a curated record.
AUGAGCGCCUUGGCUGACGAACUGCUUGCCGACCUCGAGGGUCUCUCCGAGGGCGAGGAAGACAAUGAGCAAGUGGACACAAACAAGCCGGCACAGGACGGACCCUCGACUUCUAACAGCCUCAAGCGCAAAGCGUCCUCGGAUGACGAGAUGGACGAGGGAGAGGCGGAGGAAGGAGGGGAAAAUAAGGAGAAAGAGGUUGGAUCGCUCGUUCUGGAGGGUGGAGUGAAGCCCGCGGAGGAGCUGGACGCCGAAGAGGUGCAGCGGAUGGAACUAAGGGAUGUCGAGGACGUCCGCAGUGUAGCGAAGCUUGAUGGGAGCAAGCGUAUGAACGACAUUCUCAAGGAAAUCGAGAAGUUCGAAGCGAACCCCAGCACGCCGGAGCAGAUGGCUCAACCUACCCAUUCCAACCCCGAGUACAACCUGAUCGUUGCUGCUAACAAUCUUUCCGUCGAUGUCGACAAUGAAAUCAUGGUAGUUCACAAGUUCAUUCGAGACCACUACGCGCCCAAGUUCCCCGAACUCGAACAACUUGUUGCAGACCCUCCAAUGUAUAUUCGCUCUGUUCGCGCACUGGGCAACUCCGAGGACCCUACGAAAGUAGACCUCAACGGCAUCCUCCCUCCUGCUAUCAUCAUGAGUGUAAUGGUGACAGCCACUACCACUUCCGGCCAACCGCUCCCGGAUGCAGAGUUCCAGGCUGUUCAACGAGCUUGUGACCUUGCGGAUAGACUGGAGGAGGCACGGAAAAACAUCUUCAUGUACGUCAGCUCCCGAAUGAAUAUCCUGGCACCGAACCUAUCAGCUAUUGUCGGUACCACCACAGCCGCGAAAUUACUUGGAGUUGCUGGUGGUCUCAACGGGUUGGCUAAGAUGCCUGCGUGUAAUGUAUACGUGACUCUUGGAGCACAGAGGAAGAUUUCCGCAGGGUUCUCGUCUGCUACUCAGCGUCGCCAUACUGGCUUUGUGUUCCAGUCCGAGAUCAUUCAACAGACGCCGCCUGACUACCGCUUGAAGGUGCAACGGACAGUAGGUGCCAAAUGUUGCCUGGCGGCGCGCUCGUACGGGGAGGAACUUCGCGAUAAGGUAGAGAAGCACAUCGACCGCCUCGCCGCACCUCCUCCGUCGAAGAUCAUCAAGGCACUGCCAAUUCCCAAUGACGGCCCGAAGAAGCGUCGCGAAGGAGGCAUAUGCCAAACCGAACUCCGCAAGCUGCAGAACCGCAUGACCUUCGGGGAGGCGGAGGAGGAGGUUGGCGCGUUCGACCAGACAAAGGGUCUGGGUAUGAUUGGCUCGGGCAAAGUCAGGGCAGGCGUGGGCGAGGCGAAGAGUCGAGGUGCGUUUCGCUCCGUUGAUGGUGCGGAUACUGUACUGAUCGUCCUAUCCCUACCAGCGAAAUUGUCGAAGGCGAACAAGCUCCGGACGGCUGCCCUGACGAGGGCUGCCCAAUCUAACCCACAGUCAUCUGGUACUGCCACCUCUUUGACUGUUACCCCCGUACAAGGAUUUGAGCUAACGAACCGGGCGGCGGCCGCGCAACGCGUCAAGGAGGCCAACGAAAGAUGGUUCGCCGGUGGCACUUUUUCAUUCAUUGGUCAGAAGGGCGCCUCGAAGUAG